Messenger RNA from Melitaea cinxia (Glanville fritillary), 4427 nucleotides. It is a transcript of the gene Dap160, whose product is annotated as intersectin-1. The record is from RefSeq and is a predicted model, not a curated record. Gene Ontology annotation, biological process: clathrin-dependent synaptic vesicle endocytosis; endosomal transport. Gene Ontology annotation, molecular function: protein binding; molecular adaptor activity; calcium ion binding. The transcript has 27 exons. Bases 67 to 3594 code for a protein of 1175 amino acids. Lineage: Eukaryota; Metazoa; Arthropoda; Insecta; Lepidoptera; Nymphalidae. Gene Ontology annotation, cellular component: presynaptic membrane; clathrin-coated pit; plasma membrane.
UAACUUCUUAAAUUUAGUAGACUUAUUUUUUUUUUAUUUUAUAAUAUUAAUUCGUUUUACAGAAUCAUGGCGGACCCUUGGGUUAUCCAACCCCACGAACAUGCGAAGUUCGCAGAACACUUUCGUAAUCUUGGACCUAUUAAUGGCACCUUAACAGGCGAACAAGCGAAAAGGUUCAUGCUACAGUCUCAACUGCCUCCUCCGAUCUUGGGUCAAAUCUGGUCUUUGGCGGACACAAAUGCUGAUGGCAAAUUGGAUCUAAAAGAAUUCUCCAUUGCAUGCAAGAUUAUCAACUUAAAAUUGCAUGGAAUAGAAAUACCGAAGACUUUGCCACCAUCUUUGCUCGCCUCUCUUAGCCCUACAGGUGCAAAACAACAAUUUCCCCCACCGAAACCCCCCAUUCCUCCAAUGCCCAAUCUUUCCCAACCCCUAAUAAGCGGGCUACCCCCACAACCUUCACAAUCCUUACUGGGCGAUUUCUCCCAACCACCAAUCCCAUCAAAGCCAGCUGCUGUACCUGACCUAAUUUCAGGCGUUAAACCGCCCUUACCAACUCAACCAAUGAUGUCCAGCCAAUCUUUGAUAAAUCAGCCACUAGCCUCUCAACCGUUGGUUAGUACUCAACCAUUGAUUGGUGGGACUCAACCACUUAUUGGUGGUACUCAACCACUUAUGGGUGGAUCUCAACCACUUAUUGGUGGUACUCAACCACUUAUGGGUGGAUCUCAACCACUUAUCGGUGGAUCUCAACCACUUAUCGGUGGAUCUCAACCACUUAUCGGUGGAUCUCAAACUCAGCCAAUCAUGAACACUCAACCAUUGAAUCAAAGUCAACCAUUGGUCGGUUUGGGUCAAACUCAGCCACUUGUUGGGCCAACGCCGCUUGUGCCAAGCUCCCAACCACAAAUACCCACUGGUACAACGGUUGCGUCUGUAUCGAGUCCGCCUAAAUCUGCUAUAACAAGUGUAGCGGGUUCGAUGCCGCAGCCGGUUACUUCGACACCGAUCACGGCGGUUAAAAAUGAAUCAUUUUCUAAGCCUGGGUCACUGGCCACCAGCCCCACUGAGGUUCCAAUGGGGGUUGUUUCACCACCACCGGCCGCUGAGUGGAGCAUACCACAGCCCCAGAAACUUAAAUACACCCAACUAUUCAACGUGACGGACCGCGCAAAAACGGGUUCAGUAUCUGGGUCCCAAGCUAGGUCCAUCAUGCUACAAUCUAGACUGCCGCAGAACACUUUAGCUCAAAUCUGGGCACUGGCUGACUUAGACUCCGAUGGGAAACUUGGUUGUGAGGAGUUUGUGCUAGCGAUGUAUCUGUGUGAACGCGCCACACAAGGCGAGCCUGUACCGGCGAAGCUGCCUCCAGACUUGAUACCGCCUACUUUCAGGCGUGAAUCGGUGACCAGUCUAAGCAGUGUAAAGUCGUACGAGGAGAGAAGGAGGGAGAACAUGGCGAGGGGUCAAGCUGAGCUGGAGAGGCGGCGCUCUCAACUAGCAGACGUCCAGAUGAAGGAGAAGGCGGAGAGAGAACGCAAGGAGAGAGAGGAAGCGGAGAAGAAAGAGAAGUUGCGCCUAGAAGCGCAGAAGAAGGAACAGGAAGAGUUACUCAGGAAGCAGAAGGAAGAACAGGAGAAGAGGGAAGCCGCCAGGAAAGAGAUGGAGAGGCAGUGUCAACUGGAAUGGGAGAAGAAACGAACGAGAGAAUUAGAAGCUCUUAGAACGGAGGAGCAGAGCAAGGUGCUGUCUCUAAAAGCUCGAUCCCAAGCUUUGUCAGCUGAAUUGAAUUCGGUCAAUUUGAAAGCUAGUAACUUGGCUAAAGAUAUUCGAGACACGAGAACAGCGGUCGCCGCUGCGAAGUGUACCAUUGAUUCCAUGAGGUCAGACCGAGACGCAAGUAUGGCUGAAAUGCAGCAGCUCAAGGCUAAAGUUAAAGAACUAAACGCUAAACAAAUAGCUCUAAACAAGGAGAAGGCGGAAUUGGAUAGCAAGGUUAAAACCGAUAGCGCAGGCGAUGACGGAAAUUUGAACAUCAUGGAAGCCACUCUCAAACAAUUGAAAGAUAAGGUAGAUGCAGCGAAAGCGAUCGUUGAAAGUAAGAAAUCAGACCUGGAGAGCAACAAGUCUCAACUUGCUGAACUAUCUGAGACGGUGACCCAGCUGAGCGAGAAGUGCGAGACCGUGUGGAAACUGUACGAGAUGAAGAGGGACGAGUACGUCCAGACUCGUAACACCGCACCCGCGGACUCCGCCUGGGGCUCUGACGCCGACUGGGGAACUUCGACCGAAGCUUGGGGAGAGCCGGUGGCCAGUGAGGACGCGUGGGGAGACGCGCCCGCUGCCUCUGCUGUGGAGGCGGUACCAGCUUCCACUGGAAGUGCUCCAAAAUGGCGAUGUGUGUAUGAGUUUACCGCUAGGACUGCGGAUGAACUAAGCUUACAACCUGGGGACUUGGUAAGUGAAGCGACUGCGCCCAGAGGGGACGCUGAACCGGGUUGGAGAUGGGGUACCGCUAGAGGUCAAUCCGGCUGGUUCCCUGAGUCGUACGUGGAGGACAUCAACGCAGUGCAAAGCUAUGACGCCAUUGAGCCUCUAGAGUCGAAGACACAGCUUGAAGGUAUCGCUGAGGUUCCAGAAGCAGAAAUAACCAAUGAUUUGGGAGGAGCGAUGCCCACCGUUGAGGGAGGAGAUUUCUACAUAGCCGCGUAUCCAUACGCGUCUACGGAGCCAGGUGACCUAAUCUUUGAAGCUGGAGAGAGAAUAGAGGUGAUAAGAAGAGAUGGAGACUGGUGGACUGGCAGGAUUGGGACACGCACGGGCAUCUUCCCUUCGAACUACGUGACGAAGGACACGACCAGCAGCGCGGAGCCCAUGUCCAGUAUCCCGGAGGCUCGGGAGCCGCCACUGGAGCCCGAGCCAGCCCCCGCGGCCCCGGCCGCAGCCCCCGCCGCAGCCGCCGCCCCCUCCCCCACCCCCGUCUCGCCCGCUCUCGUCGAGGUCAGUGCAACAGUGACACUAUCAUUAUUUAAUAUAUUCCAGGAGCAGAAGUCAUCAACGCCUAUAUCCUCAGAAGUGGCUUCCAUCACUGAAGUAGCUCGACCUGCCUCCGUAGCUAGACGAGACUCUGGAAGGGACUCGGCCACUUCUAGAAGGAAGCACGAAGUUGCCCAGGCUCUCGCUAACUACACAGCUACCAGUUCCGAACAACUGUCAUUGAUAAAAGGACAGCUUCUGAUUGUACGUAAGAAAGCAGACAGUGGCUGGUGGGAGGGAGAGUUACAGGCUAAGGGCAGGAACAGACAGAGCGGUUGGUUCCCGGCUAGCUAUGUGAAGGUAUUGCAAUCGUCCGGUAGAACAUCGGGCAGAACUACUCCGGUCAUGUCCAAGAUGGACACCGUGCCAACGGAAACUGUCAUCGAUAAGGUCAUCGCGCUGUAUUCUUAUACAGCUCAAAACGCAGAUGAGCUUAGCUUCGAGAAGGAUGACAUCAUAGCCGUCACUGAUCGGUCGCAGGACCCCGCUUGGUGGCAAGGUGAACUCCGCGGUAUGACAGGACUGUUCCCCAGCAACUAUGUCACCAAAUUAGUCAACUAAAGGAAACCAAAUUAAAAAAUUGUAUCUGUAACCCUGCAUUCAUGGGUGUACCCGCGGUGGGGCAAGGUGGCCCAUUUGGCCCACCCUGACUCAAAGCCUAAUUGAUAUAGAUUUUAAUAAGGAAAUUUGAAAUAGAUUUAGCUGAAACAUCCGCAAGCUAUUAUUGUAGUAGUGUAGACACUAAAAGUAAAUGAAAGGUUACAGUAAAUAAAUAAUAAUAAUAUUGUACUAUGUAUUGCGAAUUACAUUUAUUUUUUGCCCCACCUUAUUAAAAUGCUGGGUACGGCCAUGCCUGCAUUACAUAUAUUAAUUUAUAGUUAAAAAAAUCGUGUUGAAUACAUAUGAUUAUCAUGUUUCACCAUUUAAAUAUAAUUUUUGCAAAAAUACACUGUUUGUGUAUACGCUUUGGUAAAAAAUUUAUCUUAGAUGUUUUUUUAAAUGUAGUUGUUUGUAGAGAAAUCAAAAUGUAGGCAGUCAUAUAGACUUGUAUAAAUUUUUUAUCAUUUUAAAUUAUUCUUCAUUAAAAAUAUUUUUAGUUAUUUUUCAUAUGAUGAGUUUUUUUAAAUAUAUUUAUAAUAUUCCAAUGUUAAUUCUGACAGAAUCUUCUUGUAAUGAAUAUUGUUUUUAUUACUUCAACAUUAUGAAAUAAGGACAUUUCUAAAGGUUCUUUUUUUGUAGAAAUUCUAUUAACAUGUGAAAGGAAUAUUUAUUAAUUUUAUUAUUUCGUAUCUACAAGUAAAUAUUUGUUAUAGCGUAUUUAAGAUUGGCUUCGUUUUCUUGUUAUGAUCAUGUAUUCUGUAGUUAUUGAGAAAUAAAUGUUGAUUAAUCGAAAA